This is a messenger RNA of Sardina pilchardus (European sardine), 5346 nucleotides long. It is a transcript of the gene clcn3, whose product is annotated as chloride channel 3. Lineage: Eukaryota; Metazoa; Chordata; Actinopteri; Clupeiformes; Clupeidae. Gene Ontology annotation, cellular component: early endosome; plasma membrane; synaptic vesicle. Gene Ontology annotation, biological process: chloride transport; transmembrane transport. Gene Ontology annotation, molecular function: voltage-gated chloride channel activity. The coding region runs from base 687 to 3143 and encodes 818 amino acids. The transcript is spliced from 13 exons. The record is from RefSeq and is a predicted model, not a curated record.
UUCCAGGGUGUGUGGAAGAAGACCGUAAAGUGCUUUUGGUGGGAACUGGUCAGCUGGCGUCAGAUGUUUGGACACUGAGGAAUGGAUGGUCAGAGGAAGGGAGGUUGGAUAUUGCCUUGGCUGGGCUUGGGGUGAGACUAGGAUAUGAGGUGUGUUCCAGGUCAGCUAAGGUGUAUUUGAUGACUCUGUCAAGUCAUUGUGACGCAAGGGAGGAGUAAAUAUCGAAGAUUCCAGAAAACUGGUUUGGUGCCAUUUUUUUUGGUGCCACAGAGCAAAGAGCCAGGGCAAGCACUCAAGGAAGUGACUUGAACAAAGACACACACAGUGCUCUCACACCUUGCUUUUUCCUGUGGAUACGUCUGACAGCUGGAAUUACCGGAGGAGCUAUUUUUACGAAUCCCCCUACGAGCAUAUGUGAACUUGAGCGAGCUGUGACUGGGACCUAUUAGCAGUACCUUGAAGAGGUGUAUGGUUUCAGACCUUGGGUCUAAGGGACGAAGUGCGAAGCGUUGUGGGAGAGGAGAUGGAGUUUGUGGAGUUGGAACUGAGGAGGAUUUUGAUUCAGUGAGUGCUGAUCAGAGCUGGUGAGGGAGACCGGGCCCCACGAGGAAAGGAGGAGUCGAUGGGUGAUGUCAUCAACAGGUCCGGAACUGUCUUACAAGUGACCGAAAGGUUCUAACUACGCCAUGUCUAACGGUGGCGGGGUGGUGAGCAGCUCCACCCACCUGCUGGACCUGCUGGAGGAGCCCAUCCCGGGCGUGGGCACCUACGACGACUUCCACACCAUCGACUGGGUGCGCGAGAAGUGCAAGGACCGCGAGCGGCACCGCAAGAUAAACAGUAAAAAGAAGGAGUCAGCAUGGGAGUUCACCAAGAGCCUGUACGACGCCUGGUCAGGAUGGCUGGUGGUGACCCUCACUGGCCUGGCAUCAGGAGCGCUGGCCGGCGUGAUCGACAUCGCGGCCGACUGGAUGAACGACAUCAAGGAGGGCGUGUGCCUGACGGCCAUGUGGUUCAACCACGAGCAGUGCUGCUGGGGCUCCAACGAGACCACCUUCGCCGAGCGCGACAAGUGCCCGCAGUGGAAGACCUGGGCCGAGCUCAUCCUGGGACAGGCAGAGGGUCCGGGCUCCUACAUCAUGAACUACUUCAUGUACACGUACUGGGCCCUGUCCUUCGCCUUCACGGCCGUCUGCCUGGUGAAGGUGUUCGCCCCCUACGCCUGCGGCUCAGGGAUCCCUGAGAUCAAGACGAUCCUGAGCGGCUUCAUCAUCCGCGGCUACCUGGGCAAGUGGACGCUGAUGAUCAAGACCAUCACGCUGGUGCUGGCGGUGGCGUCGGGGCUCAGCCUGGGCAAGGAGGGCCCGCUGGUGCACGUGGCCUGCUGCUGCGGCAACAUCUUCAGCUACCUCUUCCCCAAGUACAGCAAGAACGAGGCCAAGAAGAGAGAGGUGUUGUCUGCAGCGUCAGCAGCAGGUGUGUCGGUGGCUUUUGGUGCACCAAUAGGAGGAGUACUCUUCAGUCUGGAGGAGGUGAGCUACUACUUCCCCCUGAAGACGCUGUGGCGCUCCUUCUUCGCGGCGCUGGUGGCGGCGUUCGUGCUGCGCUCCAUCAACCCGUUCGGCAACAGCCGGCUGGUGCUGUUCUACGUGGAGUACCACACGCCCUGGUACCUGUUCGAGCUCUUCCCCUUCAUCCUGCUGGGCGUCUUCGGCGGCCUGUGGGGCGCCUUCUUCAUCCGCGCCAACAUCGCCUGGUGCCGCCGGCGCAAGUCCACGCGCUUCGGCAAGUACCCGGUGCUGGAGGUGAUGACUGUGGCGGCGGUGACCGCGGUGGUGGCGUUCCCGAACCCGUACACGCGGCAGAACACCAGCGAGCUCAUCAAGGAGCUGUUCACCGACUGCGGGCCGCUCGAGUCCUCGCAGCUGUGCCAGUACCGCAGCCGCAUGAACGGCACCAGCGCCUACACGGACGCCGCCGGCAACACCGCCUCCACGCCCGGCGUCUACUCCGCCAUGUGGCAGCUCGGCCUGGCGCUCGUCUUCAAGGUCGUCAUGACCAUAUUCACCUUCGGCCUGAAGGUGCCGUCAGGUCUGUUCAUCCCUAGCAUGGCAAUCGGGGCGAUCGCGGGGCGCAUCGUGGGCAUCGUGAUGGAGCAGCUGGCGUACUACCACCACGACUGGUUCCUGUUCAAGGAGUGGUGCGAGGUGGGCGCCGACUGCAUCACGCCAGGCCUCUACGCCAUGGUGGGGGCCGCCGCCUGUCUCGGUGGCGUGACGCGCAUGACGGUGUCGCUGGUGGUCAUCGUGUUCGAGCUGACGGGCGGCCUGGAGUACAUCGUGCCGCUGAUGGCGGCCGUCAUGACCAGCAAGUGGGUGGGCGACGCGUUCGGCCGCGAGGGCAUCUACGAGGCGCACAUCCGCCUCAACGGCUACCCGUUCCUGGACGCCAAGGAGGAGUUCACGCACACCACGCUGGCGCGCGACGUCAUGCGGCCGCGGCGCUCCGACCCGCCGCUGGCCGUGCUCACGCAGGACGACCUGACGCUGGCCGAGCUGCAGGCCAUCAUCACGCAGACCAGCUUCAACGGCUUCCCCGUCAUCGUCUCCAAGGAGUCGCAGCGGCUGGUGGGCUUCGCCCUGCGCAGGGACAUCACCAUCGCCAUCGAAAACGCCCGGCGUAAGCAGGAGGGCAUCCUGCUGAACUCGCGGGUCUAUUUCACCCAGCAUGCCCCGACGCUGCCCGCCGACAGCCCUCGGCCCCUCAAGCUGCGCUCCAUCCUGGACAUGAGCCCCUUCACGGUUACCGACCACACGCCCAUGGAGAUCGUGGUGGACAUCUUCCGCAAGCUGGGCCUGCGCCAGUGCCUGGUCACCCACAACGGGAUUGUGUUGGGAGUCAUCACUAAGAAGAAUAUUUUAGAGCACCUGGAAGAGCUCAAGCAUCGAGUGGAGCCCUUGGCGUCUCCUCGGCAUCGUCACAAAAAAAGAUAUCCUCCGCCACAUGGCCCAGAUGGCCGACCAAGAUCCCGACAACAUAAUGUUCAACUAGUCCCGUCCUUCAUCAGCUGCACCCAGCCGCCGGAGGAGGAAGAGGAGGAGACCGAAGAGGAGGUCCGCCUACUGGACAGCACGUCCCUCUGACCACACGUCCCCCCAGCUACCAAACACCACCACUGUUCUCCACACACACACACACACACACACACACGCACACACAUACAUGCACACACACACACACACACAUACACACACACACACACACACACAUUCACGUUGACUUGAUUGGGCUGGUGUCUUAUCGCUGCCCUCUGCUGGUGGGGACUGGAAAUGCACAAUCCAGCACACAGACUUGUCAGAGGGGGUGGGUGGAAGAGAUGGUGGACUGUGAAAUGUGUUUCACAGAAGAAUCAGUGUCUAAAUCAAAUCACACACACACACACACAUUUUUGGCACUACUAUACCUGUCUACACCCACAAACCACUGACACUAACACACUCACUUCUCUCACACAUACACACAUAGACAGACACUCACCAACAAACACACAGUUCAUGCACCCUUGCUCCUCCCGUCCCACCACCCAUGUUGAUUGACCUUUUGAUUCGUGACCUUUGACCUGUCUCGUUAAAGGUGCCUAGCAUAGACAAAAAGGUCGAGAUGAAACGCCCAGAGGAGAGGAGCUACUGCAACCCUUGUCCACCAAUCUCCAGCCCUCAUGAUACAACUAUGUUUACCUGUAAAGUCUGCGUUCGUGUGUGUGUUUGCGCGUUUGCGUGAGUGUGUGCGCGUGUGCCUGUGUGUGUGUGUGUGUCUGUCUAAAAAAGCACCCAACAUUCCAGACAAGCUGGUAUGUGAACCGUUUGGCUUUCUUGCACCUUUACAGAAGUAAUCAAAAGCUCAACAGCUUUAAAGUGUGUGUUUGUUUGUUUGUUUCUUUGUGUUUGUGUGUGUGUGUGUGUGUGUAUGUGAGUUGUGUGUGCGACGUGCGUGAAUGUUUGUGUUUGGGUGUAAUGGAGAAUGACUGUGUGAAUGUGCAUGCAUGUGGGUUGCCUCUUCUACGUUUUGUGUGCAAGACUGGUGUCAACAUUUCUCACUAUGUGUUUGGGUUCGGAAGGGUGUGGCGAUUGAGUAAUUAAUGUAAAAUAUGAACAAACAUACAAAUCAAAAGUUCAACUGUGAGGAGCUGCUGGACGUUGCUGCUCGAGUGUGUGUGUGUUUGUUUGUGUGUUUGUUUGUGUGUGUGUGUGUGUGUGUGUGUGCGCGCCUGUGCUGAACGCUUGUCAGGACGGUGGUAUCUGCCAGGACGUGUGGGACCCCCCCAGUCUCAUCAUUCCUGGUCGUCGUUUUGGGAUUGACUAACAAAAAGUACCUGGAAUUCUGUGUUCUUUGUUACUGGGUAAAAAUAAGAAAUCUUUUUUUUUUUUUUUUUUUUUUUCCUGUUCGGACUACUAUUGUUGCUACUACUUUUAGACGUAUUGUAUAUUACCAAGUAACUCCACUUUUUCGGCUUAGAAGAUAAAUGUUCUGCAUAAGCAAAUGUGACCUUUUAAAAGGAUGGUACAGCGCGGAUUAUCAUGGCGAGUUAAGCUACAGACCUUUCUUUUCACCUCGCUCUUGAUAGUUUUGUUUUCUUUGUCAGUAAAAAUCAGUACAAGAAAGUGUCUUACCUCAGUUGCUUUCUCUUAAUUUGCAUUCAACUGGACUCGAGCGGCCCCACCAACAACAUUCUCCAAGUUGCUAUUGCUUUAGGCGAACUACAAGUAACAUGGCUCACGAGAAGUGCAAUUCAAUUUGCUUGCUUGAAACGUUUUCAUCUUGUUGGCAAAAACUUGCGCGUAUAACUCGCGUAAAUGAGCGUUGACUUGAAGACAAAAAAGGCCUAUAAAUGCUGCGAGGGCCUGCACUAAAACAAAAAAUAAAAAAAAACUCGAAGUCUACCCCUUGUCCAUUUUUUUUUGUUUCUUAACUCUGCUACCCUGAGCGAAAUAGUCCAAGUGUGCGAGCCAACUUCAGGCUUGCGAAGAAUGUGAUCUGUCCCUGUGGUCGUCCAGAGUGUCACGCGCCGGGCCUUUGCUCCCCACAGAGCAAGAGGAGCAGUUCAGGCAUCUUUUGUCCUCUACAGUGACUUGUACUGCUGUCCAAAACCAUCUUAUUUCUUUAAAUCGAUCUCAGUGUUUUUUCUUUUUUUUUUUUUUUUCCUUUUUUAAUUUAUAUUAGUGCUAGAGUUGUACAGUACUGUAUGAAGAAUUUUACGUAUGAUUACGUACGAUUGAAAGGUCGAUUGUACAUUUAAAGCAAAAUAUGUAAAGAUUAAAUUGUUUUAAAUUAAGUGUAUGCAACAGC